AUGAUAAAAACAGCAAACCAAAGUUAUGAAAAAUCGACAAAGGAAAUAGAAACUUUUAAUGGAGAGGAAGAUAAAAGCUUAAAGAUUUCUGUUAUGAGUCAGAAAAUCCCAGCCAUUAACGCCAUUAAUCAAACUCCUAAAUUGAAUUCAACAACUCAUUGCCAUUUAUUUCCAGCCUCCACUUCCCAUUCUCGUUACACGAAAAUGCAACAAAUUAACUCAAUGUCGGUUGGAGAGUUGUAA
Clunio marinus is the source of this 243-nucleotide messenger RNA. The record is from the annotation of a GenBank genome assembly. Lineage: Eukaryota; Metazoa; Arthropoda; Insecta; Diptera; Chironomidae.